AUGGCUUCAGGUCAACACCCAGCAAGCGUUCCGGACUGGAACAAUCUUGACAUCCUUCACAAGAAUACGCUGCCUGCACGCGCAUACUUCCACAACUACAAGUCCGAGGCUGACGCACUUGGUUCCGAUGUGAACAAAUCUACGACACAUAGCCUCUCCGGCACGUGGAAGUUCCAGCAUUCAUUCUCACCCUUUGAAGCUCCUGAGGGCUUUGAGUCGACUUCGUUCGACACAUCGUCAUGGAGCGACAUUGCUGUGCCAGGCAUGUGGCAGUUACAGGGAUUCGGCAAAGGCCCCCAGUAUACGAACGUCAUUUAUCACAUCCCAGUCGAUCCUCCAAACGUUCCUUUCACUGAGAACGAGACUGGGUCGUACGUACGUAAGUUUGAGGUUCCGAAACAACUCCAGGAUGGUCAACUUCGACUCCGGUUUGAGGGCGUUGAUGCUGCUUUCCAUGUAUGGGUAAACGGAAAGGAAGUCGGAUAUUCUCAGGGCAGCAGAAACCCAGAUGAGUUUGAUAUUACCUCGGCUGUUGAUCUUAAUGCCGAGAAUACCCUGGCCGUCAGAGUGUAUCAACAUUGCGACGGAACUUACAUUGAAGAUCAAGACCAGUGGUGGCUAAGUGGCAUAUUUCGUGACGUCUUCUUGGUGGGUUUUCCCAAGGCGUCGCGCAUCGAAAAUGUCUUUGCUCAGACGAUCUUGGAUCCAUCCUACACCGACGCAGAAUUGAAGAUCAAGGUCAGCGCGACCGGAUCUGGCAAGCUCACAGCUAAACUCCUGAAUGGGAAAAAGCAAGAAAUUGCUUCGUCAGAUGCAGACAUCAAGAGUGACGGCGUAACUGAACUCAGCAUCCAAGUAAAGGACCCUCUAAAGUGGACUGCUGAAUCGCCCAACCUGUACCACCUCGUGGUCUCUACCGGUGAUCAAGUUAUCGCCCAGCGUAUCGGCUUCAGACAAGUUGAGAUGAAAGACGGCUUAAUCAAAAUCAAUGGUAAGAGAGUCGUUUUCCGCGGGGUCAACCGUCACGAACACCACCCCACUUUUGGUCGUGCUGUGCCAUAUGAAUUCAUGAAAGAAGACCUUCUAAUCAUGAAGCGUCACAACAUCAACGCCAUCCGUACCUCCCAUCAACUCAACGACCCACGACUAUACGAUCUUGCAGACGAGAUGGGCUUUUGGGUGAUUGACGAAGCUGAUUUAGAGUGCCACGGCUUUGAAAGUAUCGCCGAUGCUGCUUUGUCAAAAGAAGAGCGCAGCCUUCCUUUCCGUGAGCGCCAGCUUCUGACUAGGUCAAAGGCCGCGGAAUGGACAACCGACAAUCCAGCCUGGACGCAUGCGUACGUGGACCGUGCAGAAGCACUCAUCAAGAGAGAUCAGAUGCAUCCGUCUGUCAUCAUAUGGAGUCUCGGUAAUGAAGCUUUCAUGGGACGUAACUUCGUGGCCAUGUACGAGCACAUCAAAAAGUACGACGACAGCCGGCCUGUCCACUACGAAGCAGACAUCUACGCGGAUACUAUGGACAUGUACUCCAGGAUGUAUCCCCCAAUCGACGAGAUUAUCAAAUUCGGUGAAGACAAGAGCAAGAAGAAGCCACUGGUUCUUUGCGAAUACAUCCACGCCAUGGGUAACGGUCCUGGUAAUAUCAAGGAAUACAUCGACGCUUUCUACAAAUACCCAACACUUCAGGGAGGUUUCGCAUGGGAGUGGGCGAAUCACGGUCUUCUUACCAAGGACAAGCAAACUGGUGAGGAGUUCUAUGCCUAUGGCGGUGAUUUUGGUGAAGAAGUUCACGAUGCAACAUUCGUUAUGGACGGUCUUGUCAACUCCGACCAUUCGCCCAAUGCAGGCUUGAUCGAGUAUAAGAAAGCCAUCGAACCUGUGCAGCUUCUGGGAUCGACUGAUUCGAAGGCUACGUUUAUUAACCGGUACGACUUUAUCACACUCAAUCACUUGAGCUGCCAGUACACAUCAACUUCCGCAUCUGGAAGUGGAAGUGUAUCAGGAAGCCUAGAGGUUCCUUUUGGUAUCUCGCCUGGUCAGACCUUUGAUUUACAGCUUCCAAAGAUUGAAAGUUCAGGAGAGGAGAUCCUACUUAGCAUCUCGUUUCAGCUAAAGGAGGCUACCCCAUAUCUCAAGGCAGGUUUCGAGAUCGCGACAGCACAGAUAUCCGUCACACCAGCAACGCCAUUGAAGCGACCUCAGUCAUCGGGCAAGCAAAUCACUGUUGAGAAACCAUACAGGAACACCCUCAAGAUCACGGCGGAUCAAGCCAUCUGGGAGUUCAACACUCUUCAUGGUAGCCUCACAUCCUGGAUACAAGGUUCUACCGAGCUUCUCUCCAAGGCACCAGAAAUUGACAUCUUCCGCGCACCUACCGACAACGAUAUCCCACAAGACGGUUGGGACUGGAAAGACAAGCAACUGCAUCACGCGAAACCAUUGACUCAGAAGGUCGAAUGGUCACAGUCUGGCUCAGAGACCCUCAAGGUUACCGUGCAUCAACGUGUCGCACCUCCAGUUCUCUCUUGGUCUGUCGACUGCGUUCUUACGUACACUUUCAGCGCCAACAGUACUCUGUCUGUGCAUGUUGUCGGUACACCAAAGGGUGAAAACCUACCUCGUACCCUUCCACGCAUCGGUCUCGUUAUGGAGCUUCCUAAGCAAUUCCAACGAGUCGAAUGGUUUGGCCGCGGCUUCGGCGAGACCUACCGCGACAGCAAGCUCUCACAACCUGUGGGCAAGUACACAGCAUCCAGCGUCGACGAACUCUGGGUCGAUUACGAGGUGCCUCAAGAAUCAUCAAACCAUACAGACACUCGUUAUCUCAGCCUCACAAACGGUAGCGGCGCAGGACUGCUCGCUCAAUUUGCGGACCAGAAGAGUGAACAAAGGAAGCUGUUCGACUUUCAAGUCAGUCAUUACAGGAUGAAGGAUGUUGCGGCCGCGGAUCAUCCGCAUGAACUGAGGAAGAAGAAGAGGGAGGAGGUUGUGCUUAGAUUGAUGGAAGCAAGACGCGUUGCCCUGGCGAGCGUUUGUCCGCUCUCUCUCACUUUCGCCACUGUCGCAGUCGCGACUGCCACAUUUUCAGUCCACCCCACUAUCUAUAAGUCCACGCUGCAUUUGCCACCAGUUUCCCCUUAUAACCUCUCCAAAACUGACAAUAUGGCGAGUGGAAUGAAGAAGCGACGGAGUUCGCAAUCUCCAGCUCACGGUACAGCUACGAAACGCGCGCGUGUGCCCUCCGCCAGCACCUCGCACCGCGUCCAACACGCCGAACGUGCUGUUCAGUCACGCGCUGUAUCGGUCCAGGAUACGUAUACAACCCAGAACCAUAAUCGAUCGACCAGCCUUUCCACCGGAGAAGACUGGCUGUUUCGCGUUAAGGUCAUCUCGUCUGCAAUAGACCUUGAUAAUGAUUUAUUCAAAAGCGCAGUACAGGGCCUAGUCCGGAUUUGCUUCCCUGAAGGCGUUCUAGAUCAGCUUGGGUCACAAAUCCUGGAGCAGCACAUGCGAGAAGAGAUGGCUCCGGAGCAUAACAUACGGAAGAUGACAGAGAUCUUCCGUACUGAAAUGGUACAGCGUGUAGCAUCGCUACUUGCGGAGCACCUUGACACGGUGACCAAGGUCGAAACGAUGGUGCAAGCUACGAUAGUAGCCAGUGUGAGGCUCCAUGGAAGUGACCUCGGAGGUGAUAUUCUGGGGCAUAUGAUCGCGAGUCUACUCCAACUGAAAGCGAAAGCUUCAAAAAACCCUACGGAUUGGUUGACUAAGAUUGGGGGUCUACAAGAAACGGUCGGUAGUGAUGAAGAUAUGGGCACCAUUAACAUUUCCGAUGUUGAGUCUCCAACAUCUGAGAAAAAGAGAAAGCGCGAGAGACGAACUAAGAAGACAAAGCGUAGGCGCACUCCGGUGAAAGAUGAUACCCCCAAAAACGCUAACAUGGACUUCUAUUCAGCAGCACUUCCGACUGAACGGCGCGUCUCGACAAACAAGGACAAAAAGAUCUCCCCCAAGUGGCAAUGGAACGUUGAUGGGACACAGCUCGCGGAUGACGAUGUGGCUGAUGCUUUCCCACGCACAAGCAGUCUGUUUGCCUAUCACGCAUUGCCUAUCGCUAAACGAAAACUUGGGUCGCAAGCAUCGAGGAAAGAGCUCCGGUAUGAGAUGCAGUCUUUACUCGAUGGUAUGCCUCCAGAUGAGUUUGAGAAGUGGGUGGAGAGCUUACAGAAGCUUCUCAGCGGCGACCGUGAGAUGCUAACGCGACAAGAUGUUGCUGCUUCGAGCGUUGACCGGCAACUCUCUCGUGCCACACCAGCGCCAGUCGACUUGCGUAUGAAGGCUAGAAUCGAUAAGAACACAAAACCUGGUGAAUCUAGUAGAGUGAGAGGGCGCGCAAUCCAUGUUGAGAACGACUAUGAGGAGGCUUUCGUCAAAUGCGAGACCGCCAAAGGAUCAGUCAAAGCAGGAGGGAACCCCCGGACCAACAACAUCGCAGAAGCAACGAAGGCCUUUCGUCAUUUGUCCACGGAAGAAUGUGAGCUCGACAGGCCACUCCCCAGAGUAGAGGUAGCAGAAAGGCAGAGAGUUCAAGAUCUACAGAGCAGUGGGAACAUUGACAGUACCUUCGGUAUGCCGGUACUGAGCCUGCUAUGGGGAUCGGACAGCCUGACUGCAACCGAAUGUAUGAACGAUUCCACCAGAAUCACGCAAACGAUCAUGAGUAAUAUCAAACAUCGCAUUUCAGCAGAGCGUAUCGUUGUGAGUGGUUUGGGAGGCAUGAACAAGACUCGCACAAUGGCCGAGCUCCAAGAUGCCAUCACUCUUGCAUUCCCCAAACCUGGACAACACUAUGGAUUCAUGAGAAUCAAGAAGGACAUCGAAACGGCACUCAUUCCGUGGGUCAUUGCGGAGCCGAGUGCCUUCCCUGAACUGAAGGCUAUGCCUUUCGUUUUCGCUCACUCUGUUCCAUCUGUUCCAGCUGUCCUUAAUAUACUUUUCGGCACCUGGUCCUCUAUAGCCAGCCUGGGUGGAUCUGAGAUGUGGGAUAGCAUCUUACAAGCUCUCCAGGCGCGAGGUAUUUCUGAAGUGGGUAUUCCUUUCUGA
Alternaria burnsii is the source of this 5103-nucleotide messenger RNA. RefSeq names its product glycoside hydrolase family 2 protein. The transcript has 8 exons. Gene Ontology annotation, molecular function: carbohydrate binding; beta-galactosidase activity. The record is from RefSeq and is a predicted model, not a curated record. Bases 1 to 5103 code for a protein of 1700 amino acids. Gene Ontology annotation, biological process: lactose catabolic process. Gene Ontology annotation, cellular component: beta-galactosidase complex. Lineage: Eukaryota; Fungi; Ascomycota; Dothideomycetes; Pleosporales; Pleosporaceae.